Messenger RNA from Nerophis ophidion (straightnose pipefish), 2518 nucleotides. RefSeq names its product GIPC PDZ domain containing family, member 2 (gene gipc2). Gene Ontology annotation, molecular function: protein binding. Lineage: Eukaryota; Metazoa; Chordata; Actinopteri; Syngnathiformes; Syngnathidae. The coding region runs from base 312 to 1304 and encodes 330 amino acids. The transcript is spliced from 6 exons. The record is from RefSeq and is a predicted model, not a curated record.
GUGCGCCUGCGCACAUCAGAGGCGCGUACACAGCAGCUAUUGUUAGCUGCAGGUUUCCUCGCACUUGAUCCCCGGCUACCUGUUGCCUCUUUGCCGGUGUUAUUUGCUCCAAAAACACGCUGUCCAGGAACCAGUCGCGGCCAGGUGAGGGAAGAGAAAAGUGUCGCCGGUGGGAAGGAAGAAAGAAAGAAAGAAGGAAAGAAGAAGCGCUCGACGCGGAAAGGAGGAAGUAAAUAAGAGCGAGGAAGAUUGUUGUUCUUCAACAAGUUCCAAUGUUUUAGCGGCGCUGACAAGCAAACGACGACAAGAAAAUGCCGCUGGGUCCGUGGAGGAAGAAAAACAAGUCGACCAAGGAGCACCUGGUGGACAACGAGGAGGUCGGCGGCGGUCACGCAGGUGCCGGGGGUUCGCUCACUAAGUCAGCCGUCAAUGGCGCCGGUCUGCCGCCUCCGCCCGCCAACCUGCGGCCCAAACUGGUCUUCCACACGCAGCUGGCCCACGGAAGCCCCACGGGCAGGAUCGAGGGCUUCGGCAACGUCAAGGAGCUCUAUGCCAAGAUAGCAGACGCCUUCGAGAUCAGCCCACUGGAGAUCCUCUUCUGCACACUCAACACUCACAAAAUUGACAUGGACAAGCUGCUCGGGGGGCAGAUUGGCCUGGAGGACUUCAUCUUCGCCCACAUCAAAGGGAUCAAGAAGGAGGUGGAAGUGUUUAAGUCGGAGGACGCCCUCGGCCUCACCAUCACCGACAACGGAUCGGGAUACGCCUUCAUCAAGCGCAUCAAGGAGGCCAGCGUUGUGGACAAGGUGAAGUUGAUCUGCGUGGGCGACCACAUCGAGUGCAUCAACGGCCGCAACAUCGUGGGAACACGGCACUAUGAGGUGGCCCGCAUGCUCAAAGAGCUACCCAAGGACAAGACCUUCACCCUCAAAUUGGUGGAGCCCAUGAAGGCCUUUGAAAUGCUAGAGCCCAGGUCCAAAGGGGCCAAGCCCAGCAAUGACAACAAGGUCGGAAACGGCAAGGGAACGCUGAGACUUCGCUCCAAGGGACCAGCGACAGUAGAAGACGAGCCAACAGAGUUUGAAGAGAAAGCAGUAAAGAAGGUGGAUGACCUCCUGGAGAGCUACAUGGGCAUCCGAGACACAGAACUUGCUGCAACAAUGGUGGAGGUGGGCCGCGACAAGAAAAACCCAGACGAGUUCGCCAUGGCGCUGGACGAGACUCUUGGGGACUUUGCCUUUCCGGACGAGUUUGUCUUUGACGUGUGGGGCGCCAUCGGAGACGCUAAGCAGGGAAGGUUCUAGGUGGGCCCCACAAACACACACCUCAUCUUUUUAUCGCAAUGCACCUUUUUUUUUUUUUUUUUUUUUUAAUCCUGGAAGAAGGAGAGAGAGACAAAUCUUGUUGCUGGUCGAGACUGGCGAAGGUCUGUGACACGUGCACCGUACUUCAUCUUUGAGGGCAUUUUUUUUAAUCAUAGCUGUGUCAUUCUCAUUGCAAACAUCACGCAGCUUUGUGUGUUUUUUUUUUAUAUAUAUAUAAAGUGCAAAAUUAUAACGCAGUCAUUUUAGGAGCAACUUCACGAUAACUAACGACUCCUUACUCGUCACAAAGUAGAUUUAAAUGCCUUCGCACAGCUGGACUUUACAGUCAUCUUUCUUCUUCACGUAACUUAUUUUGUCGUAAAUAAUCUGCCAUAAUACACUGAAAUGACUGGAAUGUGAUAAGCUCCUAGCCAGACUCAAGUAAACAUAAGACCAAACUUAUUCAUACUAUGGACUUUUUUUUUUUUUAACUGUUUUUUACGGAUUUCUUUUAGCGGGAAAUGACACAAGUAAAUAGUUCAUUAAUGAUCCAUCUUUUUGCUAAAAGCAAUACAAAUACAUGAUUUAAUAUCUGAUAUUAAAUCUCAUUAACAUAUUUUUUGGACAUACCGGUUUUGAGAGCAUAUGAGUUCUUUAGAUACAUUAGCAGUACAAUCAAUGUUUAAGUAAAAAUUUUAAAGUGUAAAAAGAGCUAUAAUAAGAGUAAAAAUAAUCCCCCUUUAAAGAUGUGAUUAAUAGGGUGGGAAAAGGUGUGUGUUGAGUGAUACGGUUUUUUAAGGUACUGCUGAAUUUAAUUGAUUUUUACGUCUGGUAUAAUUGGAAUAUGGUCUAUGGUUAUCAUCACACUUACCUUCUUUGUUAUCAACGGUACUCCUCUGUGGUGCAUAUUGUAAGAUACUACAAUUUAAAAAAAGGAAACACUAAUACUGUAAUAAUUCGAUUAGGCUGACAUGCAUGUCUCCUGUUUUAGCAAUAUUUACAUAGGUUUGAUUUUAGAGGCUUUUAAAAAAAUGUUUUAUUUCGCCUGUCAUUUUCAGCUGACGAUGCACUUUAGCUCCACAUGUGUCCUAGCUGGAUUGUAAUAAUUUUGGGUUUGAGUUUCAACUCUUUUGUGUGUUCCGCUGUUGUGUUGGCACACGUGGCAAUAAGGGAUUCGCCACCGAUGUUGGGACAAUAAACUUUGAUAUAAUCCA